This is a messenger RNA of Dictyostelium discoideum AX4, 1008 nucleotides long. It is a transcript of the gene syn16B, whose product is annotated as t-SNARE family protein. Gene Ontology annotation, biological process: intracellular protein transport; vesicle-mediated transport. The record is from RefSeq and is a predicted model, not a curated record. Lineage: Eukaryota; Evosea; Eumycetozoa; Dictyosteliales; Dictyosteliaceae. The coding region runs from base 1 to 1008 and encodes 335 amino acids. Gene Ontology annotation, cellular component: membrane; Golgi apparatus; Golgi membrane. The transcript has 3 exons. Gene Ontology annotation, molecular function: SNAP receptor activity.
AUGGCAACAAGAGAUAGAACACCAUCAUAUCUUUUAUUAAAAAUCGAAUAUAACAAUAGAAGACCCAUUAACCAUAAGAAAUCAACAUCAAAUUAUGAAACAUUAGAUGAAGAGAAUAGAAAUGGUAUGAUACCAUUAGUAUCAUUAAACAAUAAUAAUUAUAAAAAUGGCGCAAAUAUUGAUACUAGUCCAAAAUUACAACAAUUAAAUGUAAUACCUGCGUGGAUGCAAAGAAUAAAUGAUAUAGAUGUAAAUCUAUCAAAAAUUCAUUCUCAAAUUGAAAAAUUAAAAGGAUAUCAUGAUAAAAAUUUAUUACCAGAUAUGAGUUUGGAAGAUCAAUCAGAUUUAGAAAGAUCAAUUGAAAUUACUACUUCUGAAACUACAAGAUUAUUCCAUAAAACACAUGAUAUGAUAAUAAAUUUAGGUGGUGAUAAAGGUACAAUUUUUACAUCAGAAGAUAUAAAGAUUAAAAAAAAUGUACAACAAUCGAAAUCAGCGAAAUUACAAUCAUUAUCAGUAUUAUUUAGACGAAAACAAAGUAAUUAUUUAAAAGCAUUAAGAAAAAGGUCAAAUUCAUUUACAGAUUUAUAUAAUAAAAGUGGACUUGCUAAAGAAGAAGAAGAAGAAGAAGGAGAAGGAGAAGAGGAAAAUCAACUUUGGCAAGAAAUCGAAUUCGAUUUUACAAAUGAACAAAAACAAAUAGUCAAAUUAAUGGAAAUUGAAAUUUCAUCAAGAGAUAAAGAAAUUAGAAAUCUACUUGAAUCAAUCAAUGAUUUAACUCGAUUAUUUCAAGAUAUAAGUUUAUUAGUUGCUCAACAAGGUACUAUAUUAGAUAGAAUAGAUUAUAAUUUAAAUGAAACCGAGUCAAUGGUAACUGACGCAACAGAUGUAGUUAUUAUAAUAAAUAAAAAGCAUAAAGAAUAUAGAUCAAGAUUAUGUAUAUUAAUGGUUUUAGUUGCUUUAGUUGUUUCAAUGAUUUUCAUUAUUAUUUUAAAAAUGGUAUUCUAA